This is a messenger RNA of Daktulosphaira vitifoliae (grape phylloxera), 4670 nucleotides long. RefSeq names its product RNA-binding protein fusilli (gene fus). Gene Ontology annotation, biological process: regulation of RNA splicing. The record is from RefSeq and is a predicted model, not a curated record. Gene Ontology annotation, molecular function: mRNA binding. Gene Ontology annotation, cellular component: nucleoplasm; ribonucleoprotein complex. Lineage: Eukaryota; Metazoa; Arthropoda; Insecta; Hemiptera; Phylloxeridae. The transcript has 15 exons. The coding region runs from base 483 to 2594 and encodes 703 amino acids.
CGCCCGUGUUCGCACAACGCAACCGAGCGCCGACCACACUCGACAGCAUUCGGUCUCCGGCGCGCGCGAUCGUCCGGUUCGUACACACACAUAAAAAUUUAAUCGUCGAGUUAAAAAUUAUUUCGUUGAUAUUAAAACAACGCUCAGAUUCCGAUAUCCGAUCCUACCGCAAAAGGAUUAACAUAACCGCGUCUGCCGGUAAUAACAUAAUAAAUCCAAGUAGCAACGUACGUGUUAUCGCGAUAGUGUUUCCGAUUGACAUCGUUCGCUGAAGGAUUGCCACUGCUGACGGAUAAGAAAACAAGGGAUUCAAACCGGUGAUGGGGAAUAAUAAUCGACGCACCGCCAACAGAUUGUGAUUAUUACCACGGGAAGUGGCAGGGGCGGAGGGGGAGGAAGAGGCGGUUCAGUUUUAUCAUCGGCAGCCGGAAAGCAUUCCAAAGUGCGGCAAGUUCCCAAAGAGCAGCGCAACGGCCGCUACCAUGCGAGUGACACAACCGUUCCUUUGCGCCCUGUACGUGGCCACCGCCGGUCAUCAGGGCAACCUCCUCGGAUCCGACGAACAGGAGAUCGUCCUUCUCAUUUACGUCGUCAUCGACAUGGCCACCAACACGAUCGUUGGUAUACAACAGUAUUUGGUGAAGCCAACAGAAGUUGACCAAAAUGAGAACAUGUUAUCUGAUCAGGUUACCUCGGACAUAGGUAUCACUGAGAAAAUGGUCAAGACAUCUGGCAUUCCUCUACAGAACGCCAUUGAAAAGUUCGACACUUAUGUCAAGUCAUUGAAUAUCGAGCCACAGGCUCCCAUGUUUCGCCUGGUGACCGAUGGACAACUACCUAUCCGACAGUGUUUACACAGGGAAGCGUCCAUUAAAGACAUCGAACUACCCGAAUACUACAAUGUAUUCCACGACCUACGGAAGGACUUCUCCAAGUUCUACAACGCUCCCCAAGAUCAAGCUUUUAAUUCGAUCGCGGAUUUGGUGAACUAUUUAGAAAUAACGCACGAAGUCGAUGCACAGUUUUACGUGGCCGAAGUCAAAGAUAUGGUCAACAUCGUUCAAAGGCUCAUCAGUGACGGUCACACGUUCAACUCUCCAGAAACCGUACAACUAAAACUGGAACCCGGUAUAUGCUGGAAAAAUGAAGAAGUAGAUAAUAACUGUGUAGUCAGAGCCAGAGGUUUGCCUUGGCAAUCCUCCGAUCAAGAUAUUGCCAAGUUCUUUCGAGGCUUAAACAUCGCUAAAGGUGGCGUUGCUUUGUGUUUAAGUGCGCAUGGUCGUCGUAACGGUGAAGCAGUGGUCCGAUUUGUGAACCAAGAACAAAGAGAUAUGGCCAUGAAGAGACACAAGCAUCAUAUUGGAAGUCGUUAUAUUGAAGUGUAUAAGGCAAAUGGUGAAGAUUUUAUUAAUGUCGCUGGAGGCAAUAGUAGUGAAGCUCAGGCUUUUCUUACCAAAGGUGCCCAGGUAAUAGUAAGAAUGAGAGGUUUGCCUUAUGAUUGCACGGCUAAAGAUGUUAUCACAUUUUUUGAAAAUGGUGAACAAGCUUGUUCCGUAAUGGACAGUGAAGAUGGUGUUUUAUUUGUUAAAAAACCUGAUGGUCGUGCUACGGGUGACGCAUUUGUAUUAUUUGCUGAUGAAGAUGAUGCCCCAAAAGCCCUUAGUAAGCAUAGAGAUCUUAUUGGAACUAGGUACAUAGAACUGUUUCGAAGCACUACAGCUGAAGUGCAACAGGUAUUGAAUCGUGCAAUGGAUCCAACUGUACGAUCUACAGCUAGUGACAAUAAUGGUAAUAUCACAACACCUGUGACAACUACAGCGGGUGUUAAUAAUUCUCCAACUGCACUUCUUGGCCAUGUUCCACUCCUACCAUUGCCACAACACGUGAUAACCAGUGGAACAAGAAAGGACUGUAUACGUUUACGAGGAUUACCUUAUGAGGCAAAUGUUGAGCAUAUUCUUGAAUUUCUAGGAGAGCAUUCCAAAAAUAUAGUAUUUCAAGGUGUACACAUGGUAUAUAACUCUGUGGGGCAUGCUUCUGGGGAAGCGUUCAUUCAAAUGAACAAUGAAGGCAGUGCAGCCCAAGCAGCUAUGGCAAAACACCAUAACUAUAUGUCAUUUGGAAAGAAACAACGAUAUAUUGAAGUUUUUCAGUGCUCAGGGGAAGAUAUGCAUCUGGUGUUAACUGGCGGAAGUGCAGCUACUGGUGCUUUGUCUCCAGUAGCCGCUAAAGCUCUAUUAUCUCCACCUGGUGGACCUUUGAUGUCUUCUCCACCGUUUGUACCACCAACAACUAAUUUCUCUCCAUUUACAGGACCACCACCUUUAAUUGGACACCAACCACCUCCCACUCUUGGUGCUCCUUAUCCGCCUAUAUUAUAUUGGCCUUACCCAUCACCCCCCAUAUCUCCUCCACAUCAACCACCAGCUUUACUAAUAAUGCAAGGUACUCCACCUUUGGCUCCACCACCUUCUAUAGAUAUGUGUAAUCUCAUACAUUCAAUGUCUGAGUGGAAUAUUGAUUAUUUACAGCAAAAUCCUCAAUUUUGUGCUAUGAACGUAGGUCCAAUGGGAAUGCACUCAGCUGCAGCUUAACUUCCCUUUAAAAUAUUUGAAUCAAAAUGUUGAUUCAUUGAUUGAUUACCCACCAAAGACCAAGUCAUAUAGUAGCAUUAGAAGGCCGUGUACUUAAAAUAAAUUUUUAGUUUUUUUUAAAUACUAUUAUUUUUUCUCUGAAAUAUGAUAUUAUGUUACUAUUUUAAAACAAUUUAUUAAAUUUUCAAUGUAUAAAGAUUCUUAGAAAGUAUAGUCAACAAAUAUCAUAGUUGUCUUCCAAAAAUAAAAAUUUAGUUAUAAUAUGUGAGUACAUAUUGACAAAACUCGCAUCAAUUAGUAUGAUUGUUUAUUUUCUGUAUGUUUGUAUAUAAAAUGUUGUAUUUAUAACAAUUGAUACUUGUGAAUUAUACUUAUUAUAAUCUCAACAUAAUUCUAUUAUUUUUACCAAUUUAGUAUUUUCAUUUUAUAAAUUUUUAACUUUAUGUUGCCUCCACUUAAAAUUUAUGUACUUAAAAUUAAUUUUAGUAUAAAAUUAAAUUUCAGUUACUUGUUUUUGUUUUGUUUAUUUUUUUCUUCUUUAUGUAUUGAAAUUUGAAAUUCAAUCAAAUUUUAUUCUACUGGUUUAACAAUUACAUAGUAAAGUUCAUAAUAUUAAAAUAACACGCACACAUUUAAAAUAAUUUCAGUGUGUUAAAUUUUUUUAUUCAAUAUUUUGUAUGUUGUUAAAAAUAUAUUAGAGUAUAUUAAAUAUUUUUCUCAAAUCUUUGCACAAUUAAUAGUUAUCCAAAUUUAGGGCCAACAUUUUUCUUGUUUUAUUUUUCUAGAAUGUAGUGAGAUUAAUUUAUUUUUUCUAUUUAUUUGGAUUGUUUAUUAAUUAAUAUAAAAAGCCAAUUUUAGGUUAAAAUCUAAUUGGUGCUAAGGCAACAUAAUAAUGUUAGUUAAUGAAUCACAUUUUUAUGUUAAAAUUGUAGUAUUCAGUUAUAGAUCUCGAACGUUCAUUUUAAAUUAAAUUUAAAAAAACAAUAGUAAAGUUUAAAAUAUAAUCAAUAUAAUAUAAGAAGUGUUUUAGUGCAAUCUUAUAUAAUUUUAUUUUUAAUUUAGAUCUCAAAAGUAAAAUUAUAGAUAUAAAAAAAUUGUAAUUGUUAGUUUCUUAUUCAAUAGAAUUUUCACUAUUGAAUAACAUGUUAAAAUUGGACAUUUCAUUAUUAUUAUUUAGUGAAAUAUUAGUGACAACAAUAAAUUAAGACAUUUUUCUUCUAUUAUAAUCUUAUACAAUGGCACAAUAUCAAUUGGCUUAAAUGAUUUUAUUUAUAGAUCUGAUGUUCAAUUUUAGUAAGUAAUUUGUUAAAAAAAAAAAUAUAUAUAUAUAUAUAGUUUUGACUAAUAAAAAGAGCAAUAUUUGUUACCACUUAAAAAAGUGAAAAUUUUGUUUUAUCAAGUAAAUUUAAUUAAAUGUGGACAUACAAAUUGUAACUUAAGUUGUAUUCAUAUAUAUUUAUAUUUACUUAUACAUUAAUGCUGUUGAUUUUUAAACUAUUUAUUCAAUUCUAUUUUUUAAGUUUUUUUUGUCUUUAUAAUUAAAUGAAUAUAAAAACUAAAUUUAGUAGUAUGAAAAAGUUUGAAAUAUUUUGAUAAUUACUGUUGCUAUUCAAAUUAUUAAAGUAAAUUAUAAAAUUUAAUUUGUUUUCAUAAAAUAUUGAAUUAAAUAAUAUUUAUCUAAACUGGUUUAUUAUCUUGUUAUAAGUCUUACAUAAUUCAGUAUUUGAUUAUAUUUGUUGAUAGUUAUUGAUAUAAUUUAUAUAAAUCAAUGAAUAAUCUUAAUAGGUGUGCAAGUCACAUUUCUAAAAAUUAGAUAUUUUAUUGUUAAGCAAUCUUUAAUAUCUGCAAUUUAUUAUAAAACAAAUUAAAGAGCUCCAUCGCCCCCAAAGAAUAUUUUUAAAUCUAUUAUGUUAUUAAUUGUAUCAACACUCAAACCUCUAACAUUAAAUAUUUUUAAUUAAUAUAAAUUGUUUUUUAAAUUCUUAUUCGUGUAUAAAAGUUAAAAUUUUAAAUAUAUUAUAGUUAUUAUGUUAUAAAAUAUUUUUCAUUUCCAGAAUAAAUCUUAAUAAUAGUUCA